UUAUAAAAAUUGCAUGUGUAUAAAAACGUACGUAUAUAAAUACAAUAUACAACACAACACACGAACGCAUACAUAUAUACAAACGUAUAGGAGACACUCAUCUAUGUUGUGUGUAUGUUAUAAUCGUCCUUAGUAUGAGUCUAAUAGGUAUUGAUAAAUACAGACAAAGGAGGUAGCAGUCAUUUUUUAAAAUGAAAGCGAAUAUACCUACUGAAAUAGAUUUACCAAGCAGUCUCUCUAACUCCGUCAACCUGUAAAGACGUGUUUAUAUUUUCUCUUGAGACGAGAAAAGUAUAGUGUAUCUAUGUUUGUGUUUGUGUAUGUAUAUGUAAAAAAUCUUGUCUGUAUUGAUACGAUAAAAAAGAUAAUAUGCGACAUUCUAAGCCUAAGAGCAAUGACAUCGAUAACGAAAGGACAUCUGGUAUAUACACUCUAUCUGUUGUAUCAGAUAAUAGAAAUAAUCUCGAUAUUGGGACUUCAAUGACCGUGUUGGUAUCUGAUCAAACAGAGAAAGAGAGAGCUCAAUGGGGAAGUGAAUUACAAUUUUUAAUGUCUUGUGUGGCUUUUUCCGUUGGCCUUGGAAAUAUUUGGAGAUUUCCAUAUACGGCAUAUGAAAAUGGCGGUGGAGCCUUCUUAAUACCCUAUAUAAUAGUUCUUUUCAUAAUAGGAAAACCACUUUAUUACAUGGAAAUGAUUUUGGGACAAUUUAGUAGUCGUUCUUGUAUCGAUAUUUGGUCGUUAUCACCAGCUUUCAAAGGUAUUGGCUAUGGCGUUACUGUUUCAGUAUUUGGAGUAAUCACAUAUUAUUCAGCUCUUAUGGCGUUGAUAAUGUAUUACUUGAUAGCAAGUUUUCAAUCUGUACUUCCAUGGUCUUAUUGUUGGGACGAUUGGGGUGACAUUUGUUUAGAUACUACAUUGACGACGAAUCAGACGAACAAUAGCAAUAAAAGUAGCUCGGCUGAGUUAUACUUUAGGAAAGUAGUUCUAAACGAAACCAAUAUAGACAACGGACUAGGAACACCAUCUUGGAAAUUAGUAUUGUCAUUAUUAGCAAGCUGGUUAUUUAUUUUUGGUGUAAUAUCGAAAGGUGUAAAAAGUAGUGGAAAGGUCUCUUAUUUUUUAGCUUUGUUUCCUUACAUCAUUAUGAUUUGCCUGUUGAUAAGAGGUGUAACUUUGAAUGGUGCCGUUAACGGUAUAAUCUUUUUAUUCGAACCAACAUGGAAUAAAAUCUUUGAUCCAUCGGUCUGGUAUGCAGCUGUUACACAAUCAUUUUUUUCUCUUGGCGUUUGUUUCGGUGCCGUCACCAUGUAUUCGUCUUAUAAUAACUUUGAUCAUAACGUAUCGAGAGAUUGCAUGAUAGUGACCACAAUGGAUCUCUGUACCAGUUUAAUGGCUGGUACCACAAUAUUUGGUAUAUUAGGCAAUCUAGCUUACGAAAUUGGUAGCGAUGAUAUCAGUAACGUAGUAAGAGCUGGAACUGGUUUGGCAUUUAUUUCAUAUCCUGAAGCAUUAGCCAAGUUCACGACCGCUCAACAACUUUUCUCUGUUCUUUUCUUUCUAAUGCUCUUUGUCUUAGGCAUCGGUACGAUAGUUGCCUUUAGUAAUGUCAUCAUCAGUAUUAUUAAGGAUCAAUUUCCUCAUAUCAGUCAAUGGAAGAUAUCUGCUUGCUUCUGUUUCAUUAGCUUUCUGGUUAGCAUCAUUUAUUGUACUCCAGGUGGACAAUAUAUCCUCAACUUAAUUGAUUAUUUUUGCGGAACGUUUAUUAUAGUCAUACUUGCAUCGUUCGAAGUAAUUGCGAUAUCGUGGAUAUACGGUAUCGAUAAUUUCAUUGACGACAUCGAAUUUAUGUGCGGUACCAGACCAUCCUUUUAUUGGAGACUUUGUUGGGGUAUUUUGACGCCGAUAUCUUUGCUUGUUAUUCUAAUAUAUUUUCUAAUUAGUAUGACACCGUUGAUCUAUAACGAUGAGUAUUAUCCUGAUGCUGCGUACGCUGCUGGUUGGAUACUUCUGAUUUUUGGUUCAGCACAACUUCCUAUAUGGAUGAUUAUUGCAAUUAUAAACAAUAAAAAUACAUCACUGUCUGUUGCAUUUAUGUCGGAAGAUAAUUGGGGACCAAAAAAUAAGAAAAAAUAUAAAGAAUGGAAAGAUUUCAAAGAAUUGAAAAGAAAUUCUAAUAUUGGACGAUCGAAAUUAAUUCGAUUUUUGUUUGGUAGACAAUGAAAAAGAAAAAGGAAAGAAAAGAAAAAAGAACAAGAAGAAAAGAACAAUUAUUAUUAUUUGUAUGUUCAAUAUAAAGUUUUUAUUUAAAUCAAAAAUACAACUGACAAUAU
Vespa mandarinia (Asian giant hornet) is the source of this 2330-nucleotide messenger RNA. RefSeq names its product sodium-dependent nutrient amino acid transporter 1. Gene Ontology annotation, cellular component: plasma membrane. Gene Ontology annotation, molecular function: amino acid:sodium symporter activity; L-amino acid transmembrane transporter activity. Lineage: Eukaryota; Metazoa; Arthropoda; Insecta; Hymenoptera; Vespidae. The record is from RefSeq and is a predicted model, not a curated record. Gene Ontology annotation, biological process: amino acid import across plasma membrane; sodium ion transmembrane transport; nitrogen compound transport.